This is a messenger RNA of Sipha flava (yellow sugarcane aphid), 1445 nucleotides long. RefSeq names its product 52 kDa repressor of the inhibitor of the protein kinase-like. The record is from RefSeq and is a predicted model, not a curated record. Lineage: Eukaryota; Metazoa; Arthropoda; Insecta; Hemiptera; Aphididae. The coding region runs from base 1 to 1329 and encodes 442 amino acids. The transcript has 6 exons.
AUGACUCAAGUUGAAGAAAACCGCAAAAGACUUAGACCGAUUAUUGAAUGUAUAUUAUUAUGUGGCAGAGAAGAAUUAGCAUUACGCGGUCAUAAAGAUUUAGGUAGCAUUUCAGUUGACGAAGAUGCUUUGAGACAAGGAAAUUUUCGGGCCAUACUUAAAUAUAGAGCAAAAGGUGAUGAUUUUUUACGAAGUAUUUUUGAGGGUCCAGGGAAAAGAAAUAAGUACACCAGUCCUACUAUUCAAAAUGAUACAAUAGAGUCCUGUAAUACAAUACUAUUGAGAAAAAUUGCAAAAAAAGUGAACGAGUCUAAAUGUUUCUCGGUACUUGCCGAUGAAACCACAGAUAUUUCAACAAAAGAACAGCUUGCUAUUUGUGUAAGAUAUGUCAGUUUAAGCAAAUGUGGGAUUGAUUGUAGUUAUUUGCAUGGACAGGGCUAUGAUGGGGCCAGUAAUAUGUCUGGGCAAUUUAGAGGUGUACAAAGUAUUGUUAGGUUAAAAUAUCCAAAAGCAGUUUAUGUCCAUUGUUCAGCACAUUCACUGAACUUAGCGGUAUCAACAGCUAGUGGUAUUAGACCAAUUAGGAAUUGUUUAGGAAUAAUUGAAAAGGCCUAUCAGUUUUUCAAUACUCCAAAAAGAAAGUCUAUUCUUCUACGUGAGAUUAAAAAUUCAGACCACGAGCCCAGUGUAAAACAAUUAAAACGACUAUGUGCUACCCGUUGGGUACAACGGUAUGAUGCAGUGAACGAUUGCUCUGAGCUCUAUCCAUUCGUUCUUAAAGCAUUAGACACAAUAUCUGAUUGGAAAGAUCCAGCAGAUGUCUCUAUGCUUAAACAUUAUAUGGAAGAUACCGAAUUCUUAAUUUCGUUUUAUAUAGUUAAGUUACAAAAAGUACAAAUUGAUUUAAAAAAAACUAUAACUAUAGUUGAAAAUGUAGUAAUCACUCUGAAGACCAUUAGAGACAAUUACAAAACCGAAUUUAGUCAAAUCUAUAUAAAUGUCAAAAUGGCUGCAGACAAUGUUGGUAUUGAAUUAAAAAAAAAGAGAGUCAUUUCAAAACAAACUUUGAAAGAUAAUCCAAAUCUUCUGGAUUGUUCCAUUGAACAUUAUUAUUGUGUUACAGUAUUUUUACCGUAUGUCGAUUACUAUUUAAUGCAAUUGACUGAGCGAUUUAUUAAUCAUAAAGCUAUAUUUGAAGGUUUUAAUUGCAUUUUCCAAUCAAAAUCACUUAUGGUAGAAAUGGAAGAUAUUGUUGCUUUUCAAAAGCUUGUUGAGUUUUAUUCAUCUACAAUUGACCAACACUCUAGCAUUGCUGAAUUAAAGAUGUGAAGAGUAAAGUUAGUGAAUGAAAAAAUUGUAUUCACCUCUGGGUUACAUGCUUUAGAUGUUUGUGAUAAAGAGUUUUAUCCAAAUAUUCAUGAACUCUUGAAAAUUUUUUGUACAUU